AAUUAAGACAUGUCACAUAACAUAAAUACCAGGUGUAUUGGAUCUUGUUAUCAUCAGUUGCAUUUUCUCUGUUAGUACCACUCCUGUACCUGGCAUCAUGUGCAUUUUGAGACUGACGGUGGUCACAUUGCUGGCUACAGCUUGCUGCACACUAACAGAUGGAGCAAUCAGCAUCACGUGUGAAGGCUCUGAUGCUUUACUGCAAUGUGAUGGAGGUAAGAUCCAUAUCAAGCGUGCGAACUACGGUCGUCGUCAACACGAUGUUUGUUCUAUUGGGCGCCCUGAUAACCAACUCACCGACACCAACUGCCUCAGCCAAUCCUCCACCAGCAAGAUGGCAGAAAGAUGCGGUGGGAAGAGCGAGUGUAUUGUCCCUGCAUCCAAUUUCGUUUUUGGAGACCCCUGUGUCGGGACUUAUAAGUACCUGGACACCAAAUACUCCUGUGUCCAACAGCAAGAAACAAUAAGCAGCAUCAUAUGUGAAGGCUCUGAUUCUCAACUACUAUGUGAUCGAGGUGAGAUCCGUAUUCAGCGUGCCAACUAUGGUCGUCGUCAACACGAUGUGUGUUCCAUUGGGCGCCCACAUCAACAACUCAAAAACACCAACUGCCUCAGCCAAUCCACCACCAGCAAAAUGGCAGAAAGGUGUGAUGGAAAGCGCCAGUGUAUCGUCAAGGUAUCCAACUCUGUGUUCGGUGACCCCUGUGUCGGAACCUAUAAGUACUUGGAUGUGGCUUACACCUGUGACUGAAUGCUACCCUGCUGACGAUUUUGUCUUGCAGGAUAUCUUCCUGGGGAACCUGAAGAUGUACAAGGCUUCUGGGAUAUCUUCAUCAGGUCGUGCUGUUUUCCUCCAACCUCUAAAUCAACUUCAAUGACCAUUGUAAACCCGUGUACAUUGUGCUGAAGCAUUUCUUAAACAAUUUCUGAACUGUGGCUGAAUUAAACGAAGCGGCAGGAAGACGAUACUAGUUGCCUCUUGUACAUUAAUAAAUGUCACACCAAUAUUACUGAA
Molecule: messenger RNA, 1015 nt
Organism: Oncorhynchus kisutch (coho salmon)
Lineage: Eukaryota; Metazoa; Chordata; Actinopteri; Salmoniformes; Salmonidae
Product: L-rhamnose-binding lectin CSL3
Exons: 9
Coding region: 98-751 (217 amino acids)
Molecular function (GO): carbohydrate binding
Source: RefSeq, a predicted model, not a curated record